CUGGCCAUUUGCAUAACUCUGCAAAGCGUAGUGAAAUCAAGUUAGUUCUGCAAAUAUAUAAAGAGCCACAAGACCACUUGUGGUAAGGCUUUUCUGUAACAACCAGCCAGGUAUCUCAGAAGCAGUGGAAAGGAUGAAGGGUGUUGGAGUAUUUCUUGUGUUUUCGAUGGUGGUCCUGAUGGGUCAACCUGCAGAGGGAUUUAUCCACCAUAUCAUUCAUGGCUUAACCGCUUUAUUAGAUGGAAAUGUGAAACGCGCAAAGGAGGAACUUUAUAAGCGGAAACUGGACCAGCAGAGGGACCAGAAGGAUGAGCAGGAAGACCAACAGGAUGACCAACAGGACGACCAACAGGACGACCAACAAGACGACCAACAGGACGACCAACAAGACGACCAACAAGACGACCAACAAGACGACCAACAGGACGACCAACAGGAAGACGACCAACAACUGGAUAAGCAGCAGAAGGAAUAAAAAUGUUACUGCUUUUUAAAACAACAAUGCUAUGCUUAAAUCCAACAGUACUUUUCUUCUUUUACAAAGUAUAAACAUGACCAAAUCUGUAUUGGUGAUAUAUUUACAAUGAAUUUGCUUACAAAAUGUGUUUUUGGUCUUUUUUGGUUGAAAAAAAUAAAUAAAUCAAUAAAUAUUUUUGCUGGCACUGUU
Molecule: messenger RNA, 667 nt
Organism: Gambusia affinis (western mosquitofish)
Lineage: Eukaryota; Metazoa; Chordata; Actinopteri; Cyprinodontiformes; Poeciliidae
Product: dicentracin-like
Exons: 3
Coding region: 134-475 (113 amino acids)
Biological process (GO): defense response to bacterium
Source: RefSeq, a predicted model, not a curated record